Molecule: messenger RNA, 2440 nt
Organism: Bursaphelenchus xylophilus (pine wood nematode)
Lineage: Eukaryota; Metazoa; Nematoda; Chromadorea; Rhabditida; Aphelenchoididae
Source: the annotation of a GenBank genome assembly
AUGUUGGCAGAAACUCCUCUUUAUAUGGAUAACCUGGGUGAGUUUGCAUUUGAGGAUAAUAAAGGUUUGUAUAUCUUUUAAUGUUCAUUGAUGUUUCCAGCGAUGUCGAUGGAUUCGAAAACCAACAAUUCUUUUUCCAAUUCGCCAGUUUCCGAAGAAUCCAACUCUCAAUCCAGACCUAAUAUAUCGCCAGAAUUGGAGCACCCCGCCGCGGAUGAGAAGUCUGUCACUUCUCCACGUCCGGCGCCGUGUGAUUCUUUAGAAGUGGUACAAGUGCAGCCCACAAGGAAAAAGUCCCAGAAAAGAUCGAUCGUUUGCGAAUUCGAGGAAGAAGGAAAACCUCAGGUACUUUAUUUUUGUUAUUGGUAAAUUCGGCGUUUUUAGUGUAAACAACGUGCAAUAUUGUCAUAUCGGUUUUGUAUCAGACAUAUUCUCAACGACCUCGAUGCUCCUUAUAAACGAUGCGAAUUUAUGAUUAGAAACAAAAGUAGGGAUUUCAGGAUAUGUUUUCCUCGUUUAAUUAGUCAAUACGUUUACUAUUUUUUUUAGUACAAUGCACGAACGCUAUCAAGAAGGAUCUGAAUAGUAUAUACUGUAGUACACAUUUGAUUAAGAGAGGAGAAAAGGAGGCGAAGCGUAGAAAGAAGCCAGAGGCAGCUGUCACAAAUGAUAGUCAAAACUCUAUGGGAUCUGAUGUUACAUCUCCAAGUUUACACGGUAAGAAUUUCUCAAUAAUAUAUCUUGUUUUUAGAAGAUGGUUUGAACUCGUCAUUUGAUUCCGUGGAUCAGAUAAAAUCAUCGGAACCUGUUCAUUUUGUGCCCCAAUCACGGCCGAUUAUUCGACGUGUGGAUAAUGGGUUUCAUUCGGAUCAAUAUCCACAAACAUCUCGAGCAUUUGUAACAGAAACAAGAGUAGUGGAAGCCGAGCCUCAUGCUGGACCUUAUCUUGGCAAUGACCUGAGAAGACCGUAUGAACCAGGGUUUGUGGUCCACAAGUAUAUCCCUGAAAAUGGGUCUAAUCUUCCGAGAGUUCGUAAUUUGCAAUCUCGAAAAUGUCCGGUGAAGUUAAUGAACUGCAAAGUGGCGCCCGUGUGUUAUGAUUCAUCUAUAUUAAAUGUGGGCGAAAAUAUGGAUGAGGUCGAGAAGUUGAAACGAGAUUACCUGAAUGAAAAUGGAAAUCAGAAGACGAAGCGACAGAAGAAGGAGAUACAAUUAGCACACAAAUGCAGGAACAUAAGGAUAAAGGGACCUUUCCGAUCUAUAGGUCUGAUAGACACGAUGUGUAAUCAAGUGGAGGGAAUGGAUUUCGAUAAUUCGGACCUUUUCCCUCUAGGUAUGUUGAAUUGUCCAAUUAUUCCACGUAUUUUAGGGUUUGAGCCGUCGGACAGCGAGAGCAGUUCGGAUGAAUCGAGUGUCGACAACUGUUCGGCUGUUAAUCUAAAUCCAAGGGACUUCAGACAAUGCCGCCUAGAACUGUAUCUUUUGAAGAAGAGGCUAAAAAGGGAGUCCGAGAAGCUUCAAUGGAAUGCCCGACUCUCCGUGAAUGUGAUCGCGGCUGCCCGAUCAUAUCCAGAUCAAGUUGGGUCUGCAUUCAAGACUCGAGAAGUUACUCGGAAGCGGUACAACAACAUUAAUUCCCUCAGGCAUCGCUGUUUUUACUUUUACCAAAAUACACAGACCAAAUGUGACAAUAUCGCGGUUCCACGGUCGUCUCUUUGUAUGGAGCACAUUGGGUACAGUGUAGAUCAGAAGGCGUUUGUCUUCUGCUCCACGCCAUGUUGCGGAAAGCCCGUACUCAAGAUGAAUGCCAUGAUGUUUGGAGGAAAGUGUGAAGAACAUCAUUUUCUUGGUCUUCAAUCUCAAGAGGUGUCUGUCCAUAAUGGAAUCAGAAAAUUUCACAAUAAUGGACAUGAUAUUCCAAAGACGAACGGGCAUCAUACCGCAACUCUUCAUGUCCAGAACAACAAUUGCAAUGAAUCCGGCAGAUUGACUGACGAGCACGACACCAGUGCGGAUAAUCAACUCAUAAAUUCUAUUACAAUGGACGACUUUAACGUCACUGAUGGUGAGUUAUUACUUAUCGUAGCAAGUAAUUGUUUGUGUUACAUUUUACUGAUUCUUUUAUUUAGUAGUUGAUGGAGAUGUGUCGCUUUCCUCAGUGGCCAACGAUCUCUUUGAUAACCAUGAACUCAAUGAUAUGUUAUCCCAAUUCCCGUCUGUCGACGAUCCUCCUUCCGAGAAUGGAGGCGAUCUGGAUGGCAAUGAUGAGCUUCUGAAUGUUUUUACAAGUAAGUUGGUCUUCCACGAUUCUAAAUUUAUCACUUUAGAUCCUGUUGACGACAGCGAAGAAGGGAUGGCCCAUUCCUGGGCAGAUAUCCACGAGUUCCUGAGGUCUGAGGGAUAUCAGGCUGGCUCUCCCUCUCACCCGGCAGGUAACUAG